Pyrus x bretschneideri (Chinese white pear) is the source of this 1706-nucleotide messenger RNA. RefSeq names its product protein DA1-related 2. Lineage: Eukaryota; Viridiplantae; Streptophyta; Magnoliopsida; Rosales; Rosaceae. Bases 1 to 1527 code for a protein of 508 amino acids. The transcript has 13 exons. Gene Ontology annotation, molecular function: ubiquitin binding. The record is from RefSeq and is a predicted model, not a curated record.
AUGCCUGGAGCUCAAUCUUCAAUCGUUCCUUCAGGUGUCACCCAGAUUUCUCACCCUUGUAUUUGCGAGUCGCGCUUUAUGAAACGUCUCGGUAAACUUUUCAGGAGUGGGCCUAAUCGUGGAGAAGCCGCCGAGCGCAGCAACCCGAAUCCGCAGCUUAGUGGUGACGAAAAUGAGCUUUGGCGGGCGCUGCCUCGAUCCUUGGAUGACCGCUCUAGAGCGCAGAAGGAGAAAGAGGAGUUAGACCAUGCAAUUUCACUGGCUCAGGCUGAAGAUUUGAAAAAAAAAAGUGGAUAUAGAUCGCAGACAGAAAAAGAUGACGAGCUUACUAGGUCACGUGAGGAAGGUCUGAAUCCACCUUUAUAUCCUCCAUAUGCCCCAGCCCCUCCACCGUAUUAUCCCAAUGGACAGCAAAGAAUAUGUGGUGGUUGUAAACUCGACAUACGCUAUGGCAACUACCUGGAAUGCAUGGGGACUUUCUUUCAUCCCCAGUGCUUCUGUUGUCAUUCUUGUGGCCGUCCGAUUUUUGAGAAUGAGUUUUCUUUGUCAGGGAGGGAUCCAUAUCACAAGUCCUGCUUUAAAGAACUGGCUCAUCCCAAGUGUGAAGUUUGCCAUCAAUUUAUUCCAACAAAUCGAGCUGGUUUGAUCGAGUACAGAUGCCAUCCGUUUUGGUCACAAAAGUACUGUCCAGCACAUGAACAGGAUAACACGUCUCGUUGCUUCUUUUUCUUCCUUUUGAAGUCUUGGGAUGCAAGGUACGUUUCAUUGGGGGACGGGCGAAGUCAAUGCUUCGAGUGCAUGGAAUCUGCUAUCAUGGACACCGGUGACUGUCAGACUCUGUAUCACGCCAUACGAGACUACUUUGAAGGGAUGAACAUGCAAUUGGAUCAGCAAAUACCCAUGCUUCUGGUCGAAAGACAAGCUCUAAAAGAAGCUGUUGUAGGCGAAAAGAGUGGCCUCCAUCACAUGCCUGAGAUCAGGGGUUUAUGCCUUUUGGAAGAGCAGACUGUCACCAGUAUCAUCAAAAGGCCGAGAAUUAGGGGGCAUCAAUAUAUUGGAAUGAGAACCCAACCUCAGACAUUGACUCGAAAAUGUGAAGUUACUGCCAUUCUUGUUCUCUAUGGCUUCCCGAGGUUACUAACAGGUGCCAUUCUUGCCCAUGAAUUGAUGCAAGGCUUGUUACACCUCAAAGGGUACCGGAAUCUUAAUCCCGAGGUAGAGAAAGGCAUCUGCCAGGUGCUUUCGUACAUGUGGCUUGAGUCAGAAUUAAUGCCGGGAUUCAAAAACAUGCCGUCUUCAUCUACAUUUACAUCCGCAGCUUCCUCUUCCUCUUCCACGUUUUCAUCAAAAAAAGGUGGAAAAUCGAAAAUUGAACACAAACUAGGGGAGUUUUUCAUGCACCAAAUCGCCAACGAUUCUUCACCUGCAUAUGGAGGAGGGUUUCGAGCAGCUAAUGCAGCUGUCAACAAGUAUGGUUUGCGUCGUACAUUGGAUUACAUUCGCCUCACCGGAAACUUCCCGUUGUAACGAGGAAAAAAUAAAGUUGCUAUUUCACUGAUCUCUUUGCUUUUAUACGGCCAUUGAAGUCUAGUAUUUUGCUCAACCCUAAUUACGGAUUGAGCUCGUCGCAGAAGCUUUAGAUUAGGGUGCUGGGACUGGGUAGAUACAAGCUCAAACUGUGACUCUUCCAAUCAAAUAUUAAUAAA